Molecule: messenger RNA, 33183 nt
Organism: Drosophila serrata
Lineage: Eukaryota; Metazoa; Arthropoda; Insecta; Diptera; Drosophilidae
Gene: Ank2
Product: Ankyrin 2
Biological process (GO): signal transduction
Molecular function (GO): protein binding
Source: RefSeq, a predicted model, not a curated record
GCCCAACCGGUUGAUCCCGAUCUCACCGCCAAGCUGCUGGGCCGCGGCGUGGCCGUAUCACCGAUCGUUACGGUCGAGCCGCGGCGCCGCAAGUUCCACAAGGCCAUCACCCUCAGCAUGCCCGCCCCCAAGGCGCACAGCCAGGGGAUGAUCAAUCAAUACUCGGGCAACACCCCCACCCUGCGCCUGCUCUGCUCGAUCACAGUAAGCGGACCAUCCCGUGCUCAAUGGGAAGAUGUUACCGGAUCCACGCCCCUGACCUUUGUCAAUGAUUGUGUCUCCUUCACGACCACCGUUUCGGCUCGAUUCUGGCUAAUGGAUUGCCGUAAUAUAUCGGAUGCCACCAAAAUGGCCACUGAGCUGUACAAGGAGGUAAUCCAUGUACCCUUCAUUGCCAAGUUUGUGGUGUUCGCCAAGAAGAUCGAACCGUUCGAAGCCCGACUGCGAGUGUUCUGUAUGACCGACGAUCGUGAGGAUAAGACACUUGAGAAGCAUGAGCUCUACACAGAAGUUGCCAAGAGCCGUGAUGUAGAAGUCCUUGAAGGCAAGCCCCAGUACAUUGAGAUGGCUGGCAAUCUUGUGCCCGUGACCAAGUCGGGUGACCAAUUGCAGCUGCAGUUCAAGGCCUUCCGCGAGAACCGUCUGCCCUUCACCGUUCGCGUUAAGGAUCAGCAUGCCGACAUUGUUGGCCGUACGCUGUUCAUGAAGGAACCAAAGGUGGCCAAGGGUGAGCCACCACAACAGCCCAUCUGCAUCCUGAACAUUGUACUCCCGGAAGCAGUGAUUCCGGAUUCUACAACGGCCUUCUCGGACCGUGUCACCUCCGCCUACAGAACCUCAAUGUUUAGCUUGAGCAAACAUCAAAAUGAUCAUUACAUCGGCGACAUUCGCAUUGUGGAUCUAUCGAAUCUAUUGGGCAAGGACUGGAUCCAGUUGGCCCCAGAGAUUGGCAUAAAUGCAGAGGAAAUCGAUGAGAUCAUCAACCAAAACACCGACAGUAUUGCCAGACAGGCCCAGAGCAUGAUUCGUCUUUACAAGGACAAGCCCAACUAUGACAUUCUUUUGCUAGAAGCGGCACUCAAGAACAUUGGACGGGACGAUAUUAUGAAGAAGUGCAAGAGUGGGCGACUUUCGCAUUCACGCGAGUUCGAUGACACGGACAUUAUGAAGAACUCGGAAUCCGUAGAAGAGCUGGUUCGCAGAGAAAGCAAGCGAAUCCAGCAAAUCAAUGAACGCGAAGAGGUCAAAUACUCAGCCGAGGAGAAGGAAGUCGAAGAAUCCGAGUCCGAUGAGGAAGCCGCCAAGCGCACGGUGGCCGAGAGGCGUGAGAAGAUUGUCAAGCGUCUGUCCAUGGAGCGAUCCAUUCCUGCAUCCACCCAAAAGAAGGAGAUAACCCGCGAAAUAACCGAAAUUAAGCGAAAGAGUCUAAUCGAAGACAAGAAGGCCCAUCACGAAUCCGAGAUCUUGAUGCAGCUGCCUGCAGACAAUGUGAUCAUUAAGACGACUACGGUACCCGAGCAGGUCAUCAAGAUGAAGAUGGGUAAAAUGGACUCCACCGAAGUGAGCAAGAGCGAGUUUGACAAGGAACUGACACACAAGUUCAAGACAUCCGGACGCAGUUCAGAAGAGGAAGACCAGCCUUCUUCACCAGACCAGACCGAUAAAAUUGUCCAAGAUAUCAGCUCCGCUGAAAAGAAGGAAAAGGAUGGAGUGACCUUCAGCCGGGUGACUACUAUCACUCGCCAGGAGGCUCGUGACAUCACCGAGGAUUUGGAGAUGGAGAAGCGCAGCCAACUCCCGGCUACUUCCACCACCGCAACCGUUCACGAGAAGUUCGUCGAAGAAGUCAAGGAAAAGACCAGCCCUAUGGCAUCAGUGCCACAGGACACUGUCAAGGAGGUUCAACAAGUCAUCCAGGAGGUUACCGAAAUAGCCAGCAAGAAGGUUGAGAACAUAAUUAGCUCCUUCGAGACCACCAAACCAGAGGCAACGGUUGUUCUACCUACCCAGACGACUUCCGAAUCAACAAAGGUUAGCGAGACCAUUAAGCACCUAGAAGAUGUCAAGACGAUUGCCCAAGAGCAAAAGAAGACGGUCCAAGUAAUAGAGAGCUCCAGUAUUGAGGAAACCAUUGCCGACUUCGAAGCCAAGAAGGUUAAGUAUGACUUCCAUGGUGGCGAACCCAAGACACAGAUCCCUAAGUUCACGAGGAAACCCAGCGAGGAUUCUAUGAAGCCUACUGCAGCUCCACGUGCUGCGGCUGAGCCUGAAAUUGAGUCUGCAGUAGAUACCAAAUCCGAGAAGCCGAUCUCAAAGAUUCCAGUAAAGACAUCUGCAUCAGAAGUCGAUGCUCGAAAGAUGACCCAAGACUUUCUGCAGGGUGAGAAAUUAGCCGCAGAGCCUAAGCCAGCCCCAGCAGCCAGCAAAAUUCCAAAGGUGGAACCUAGGAAAUCAGUAGAGAAAGUGGUCGAGAAGGAGUCGAAGAUCUUAGAUGAUGUAGUAGCAUCUACCGCGACCAUAAUGACAGCAGGUCUGGGUGCAGAGCAGCUCAAGGACAAGUCCGUCAAGCAGCCGGAAAUUGCCGCCAAGGCUGAUACUGUUGCCGAAAAGGUUUCCGAACUAGUUGACACAUUCCACAAGAUCGAGGAGAAGGUGACCAAGUCUGAGAAGACGUCAGAAAUUUCCAGCAAAGUGGAGGACUUGGUAAAGGUUGAAGACAAGCCUCUGUUACAGACUCAUUUCAAAGAAGACAAGGUGGCAGAAAAGGUAGCCGAUGUUGUCGAAACAUUCCACAAGAUCGAGGAGCAGAUAACCACCUCCGAAGCUCGCAAACUAACCCAUGAUUUCCUUAGCAUGGAGCAGCAAUCCCAACUGUCGAGCAUGCCCUAUGCCGCUGAAAAACCUCUUGAGUCCAGUCUUACAUCCACCUCAGCCUCGGAACCAGAUUCGGUGGUAUCUGUGAAACCUUUACCGCCAGCAAGUAAGAUACCUGUUGUUGAACCCAGGAAGACCCUGGUCGAAGCUCCAAAGCCACUGAUCGAACCGGAGCCUGUGAAACCAAGCGAAAAGAAGCCAUUAAAUGAGCCUGUGAAACCAAGCGAAAAGAAGCCAUUAAAUGAGCGUCAGCUCACCGCUGAUUUCUUGAGCAUGGAGCAGCAAACCCAACUGAUGUCCGAACCCGCCAAGACACUCGGAGAGGUAACACAGACCACAGAGCAGCAAGUAGAUCAGACACAGAAACCAAAACCUUUGAAUGAGCGCCAACUCACUGAGGACUUUUUGAACAUGGAGCAGCAAACCCAACUGCCAUCUCAAUUAUUAGCGGUGAUUAAGCCUUCAGAUAAGCUAAUCGAUGGCAUCGAGUCGGCGGCCCCAGUUGGUGAUGUUUCAUUAUUCCAGACUCCCAAACUGACCACCAGUGUGGUGACCCAAGAGUCUCAAAGGCUGGCUACUGAAUACGACAGCGACACUUUUGGCAAAGGGGCCACUAUUCCACUGACCGAAACAAUCAAACAAGAGGCACUCAUUGCUCCCGUGUCGAUGGAGCCACGCAAAUCUCUGACCGAUGCGGAGUUCUGCAAAUCGGUGGGCGAAACUAUCACCAAGAAAAUGAGCGAGGGCGUGAUUGAAAUAACCGAUGAGCUCAAGAAAAUGGCGAGCGACAUUCCACACUUGACUCCUCCGCCAACUCCAAGUGACACCAAAACCGAGAAGCAGACCGAGCAGCCCGAACUGAUUAGCUUAGAGCGUGAUUAUCUGGAAGACACUGUGACCACGUUGCACUCGACCACAGUCACAUUUGAGCGCGUCUCUGCCAUUACCAAAAUUGAGCACUUCAGUGUUCAUAGUAAACCCGAAACCUUUACAAGAACAGAUGAAACUGAUAAGCUGCUUCAUAGUGUGGUAGCUCCCCAUAUUCCGAAAAUGUACUCACCAGACACUACCUCAUUUACAGAAAUGAGUACAAGUAGUCAAACACCGAAGAUGACAACCACAACGACCUUAACAGCGCAAGUAGAUCGAACCAUAGUUGACUUGACCAUCCCAGAGAAAGAUAAACCAGAGCUUCCGCGAGAGAAGUUACCCAAGGAUCGGUCACCAGUAGAUAUAGAUGCUGAAAAGGCUGCCAGUGAUAGGGAGUACUUAGAGCAGAUUAUGGGCUGUGGUGAUGUUAGACGCAAGGUAAUGCGUUUGGAGAGCAGCGGCAGUACAGAAUCAUUGGAUUCGAGUGUCAAGCAAACGGCUGUGAUACCCAAGUAUAUUGGCGACAAUGUGCCGGUGGUGCGAGAGGUGGUGCAGAGCAUCGAGGAUAAGAUCUGCAGUACAAUGGUAUCGGCCAUUCCUUUCGCCGUGCAGAAGCGGCAGCCUCACGAAGAUGACAAGGAACCCAAUGUAGUGGAACUGGAGAAGCAAAUAUUAACGCCAGCGGACUUGGCUCUGGAUAAGUUAAUCAAGUGCGAACUGCCGACAGAGGUAGUCAAAAUUUCGCCCAUCGAGUCCAUGGAACAUGUGAGCCUUGGCUUAAAAGAGAUUGAGGAGGAAGUUUGCGAGAAAGUUUGUGAGAAGCGUAAGGCCUUUGAGGUGGCUGAAGACUUAUGUGAAACGGAAAAGACUUUAAAGGAACAGGUAAUAGGAUUAGGCAGGCAAGUAGAAUUGGUACCUGGCAAGAUUUUAACUGAAACUAUUGAAGAGCAUAAAGACUUAGGGGAUAAGGAAGCCAUUGACUCAUUGCCAAGGGUGAGGGAAGUAGUGCAGGAUAUUGAACGCAGAUAUCCAGUCUCGAGCCUGGAGGCCAAGCCGUUUAGUCCACGAACCAAGUCAGCUCAGGACCGUAAGGUGGAUGUUUCCAUUAUAGAGCAGCAAAUUUUAAGCGAUGCCGAUCUGAUUUUAGAUGGGUUAGGCUCAAAGAGCGUUCCGGAGCAGAAAGUGCACGCACCCCUUUCGGCUAUGGCCAAGGCGAGCGACAGUAUUGAAAACCUCGAAGACGUCUGUGAAAAGAAGUGCUCUAAGCGCAUAAUUUCAGAUAUGGCACAGGCCAACGAAGAUCAAGAAAACACGGAAAGUGUACUAGAAAUUGACGACGUCAAGUCGAUCACAGCCAAGUUCCUUGACCAUGAGUCUACCAAAGUCCACGUAACUGAAAGUAUUCAUGAUUUUGAGACUAAUAGUAUUGUUCGCGAAGGCUUGACAGAGAUUGCAGAGAGUCAAAUUAGAUUAUUAAAAGAAUGUGAUAAGCAAGAAUUUCCAAUAGAAUCGACUAAGAACAUUAAACUUGUAGAAUUUCCUAAAAUUGCACACACCUUGGAACGAUUACAUUCCAUUUCUAAAACAGACAUUGAUCACACAAAGGAGUUUGCCCACGAAGCCAGUGAAUUUGAGAAGAAGUUGGAUAACCUAGUUGAGCAGUCCUUAGCACAGAAGGAACACAAACUCGUAGAAAGGAAUACAUCUAGCAAAUUUCCAACCCAAGAUGAUGUAAUCCAGCUUGAGGGCCUCCAGCAUUCGAUCUCGAAGACCACUGAACUGGUUUCAAUGACUGAAGAUGCACACACUAAAUUUCCAUCCGAUGGGAAGCCUAAAUUUUUAAAGCAAAUCGACAGCGAUAGUGAUGAAGAGUUGGAUAACUUUAAGAAAUUGAAAAGAAAAGUUGACACGUACAGCCAAUUGGGUGAAGAAGGACAGCUUCAAACUGAAGAUUGGCCUACGGGUCAGACCAAAUCUACUAGCCUAGACUACAAGCCAGAAUCUCCCACUAGUUUAAUAAAACCUUUACCAAAAGACUACUCAACCGAUGAAAGCGACAAAGAGUUUCCAAUUUCCAAGCCUCAAGACAAGACUAUUGGUCAGCCCGCUCCAUCCGCAACUCCCUUCACCGGCGUUGGUGACAAGUCUCCAAUUAAAGAAGAAGUUAAGCCUACUGUUUCAAUUUCCAAAGUAGAAGAAAGCUCAACAACAUUUUACUCAGACAGCACUAGUUUCAAAUCACCUCUUGAUUCAAUAAAACCUAUUCAACAACAAUACUCGGACGAUGAAAGCGAUGAAGAGUUUGGAAUUCCGAAGCCCCAAGACAAGACUGUGGCUCAGCCAACUCCAUCCACAGCUCCCUUAAGCGGCGUUGAUAAUAAAUCUCUUCUGAAAGAUGAACUUAAGCCUAUAGUUUCAAUUUCAAAAGUAGAAGAAAGCUCAACAACACUUCACUCCGAGAGCACUAUUUUCAAAUCAGUUGGUAUAAUUAACGCAUCAGAUCCUUUCUCAAGUUUCCAAGGUGACAAAAUUGGGGAUAAAUCUCCUCUUAAAGAAGCAGACAAACCGAAGCCCAUUGACGUUAAGUACUCGGACGAUGAAAGCGAUGAAGAGUUUGGAAUUCCGAAGCCCCAAGACAAGACUGUUGGUCAGCCAACUCCAUCCACAGCUCCCUUUAGCGCCGUUAGUGAAAAAUCUCCUGUAAUAGAAGCACACAAACCGAUGCCCAUUGACGUUAAGGAUGAUAAAGCCCCUACUAAACUGGACGACAAACCAAAAUCUCCUCUUGAUUUAAUAAACCCUAUUCAACAACAAUACUCGGACGAUGAAAGCGAUGAAGAGUUUGGAAUUCCGAAGCCCCAAGACAAGACUGUUGGUCAGCCAACUCCAUCCACAGCUCCCUUUAGCGCCGUUAGUGAAAAAUCUCCUGUAAUAGAAGCAGACAAACCGAUGCCCAUUGACGUUAAGGAUGACAACGCCCCUACUAAACUGGACGACAAACCAAAAUCACCUCUUGAUUCAGUAAAACCUAUUCAACAAGAAUACUCGGACGAUGAAAGCGAUGAAGAGUUUGGAAUUCCGAAGCCCCAAGACAAGACUGUGGCUCAGCCAACUCCAUCCACAGCUCCCUUAAGCGGCGUUGAUAAUAAAUCUCUUCUGAAAGAUGAACUUAAGCCUAUAGUUUCAAUUUCAAAAGUAGAAGAAAGCUCAACAACACUUCACUCCGAGAGCACUAUUUUCAAAUCAGUUGGUAUAAUUAAGGCAUCAGAUCCUUUCUCAAGUUUCCAAAGUCACAAAAUUGGGGAUAAAUCUCCUCUUAAAGAAGCAGACAAACCGAAGCCCAUUGACGUUAAGUACUCGGACGAUGAAAGCGAUGAAGAGUUUGGAAUUUCGAAGCCCCAAUACUCGGACGAUGAAAGCGAUGAAGAGUUUGGAAUUUCGAAGCCCCAAUCUUCUCUUGAUUCAAUAAAACCUAUUCAACAAGAAUACUCGGACGAUGAAAGCGAUGAAGAGUUUGGAAUUCCGAAGCCCCAAUACUCGGACGAUGAAAGCGAUGAAGAGUUUGAAAUAACCAAGCCCCAAGACAAGACUGUUGGUCAGCCAACUCCAUCAGUAGCUCCCUUUAGCGGCCCUCUUGAUUCAGUAAAACCUAUUCAACAAGAAUAUUCGGACGAUGAAAGCGAUGAAGAGUUUGGAAUUCCCAGGCCCCAAGACAAGACUCUUGGUCUGCCAACUCCUUCAGUAGCUCCCUUUAGCGGCGAAGAUGAUAAAUCUCUUCUGAAAGAAGAACUUAAGCCUAGUGUUUCAAUUUCAAAAGUCGUAGAAAGCUCAACAACACUUCACUCCGACAGCACUAUUAUCAAAUCAUACUCGGACGAUGAAAGCGAUGAAGAGUUUGAAAUAACCAAGCCCCAAGACAAGACUGUUGGUCAGCCAACUCCAUCAGUAGCUCCCUUUAGCGCCGUUAGUGAAAAAUCUCCAUUAAAAGAAGCAGACAAACCGAUGCCCAUUGACGUUAAGGAUGACAAAGCCCCUACUAAACUGGACGACAAAACAAAAUCACCUAUUGAUUCAGUAAAACCUAUUCAAGAAGAAUACUCGGACGAUGAAAGCGAUGAAGAGUUUGGAAUUCCGAAGCCCCAAGACAAGACUGUUGGUCAGCCAACUCCAUCAGCAGCUCCAUUUAGCGCCGUUGAUAAAAAGUCUCCUCUAAAGGAAACAGACAAACCGAUGCCCAUUGACGUUAAGGAUGAUAAAGCCCCUACUAAACUGGACGACAAACCAAAAUCUCCUCUUGAUUUAAUAAACCCUAUUCAACAACAAUACUCGGACGAUGAAAGCGAUGAAGAGUUUGGAAUUCCGAAGCCCCAAGACAAGACUGUGGCUCAGCCAACUCCAUCCACAGCUCCCUUUAGCGCCGUUAGUGAAAAAUCUCCAUUAAAAGAAGCAGACAAGCCGAUGCCCAUUGACGUUAAGGAUGACAAAGCCCCUACUAAACUGGACGACAAACCAAAGUCUCCUCUUGAUUCAGUGAAACCUAUUCAACAAGAAUACUCGGACGAUGAAAGCGAUGAAGAGUUUGGAAUUCCGAAGCCCCAAGACAAGACUGUUGGUCAGCCAACUCCAUCAGUAGCUCCCUUUAGCGCCGUUAGUGAAAGAUCUCCUUUAAAAGAAGCAGACAAACCGAUGCCCAUUGACGUUAAGGAUGACAAAGCCCCUACUAAACUGGACUGCAAACCAAAGUCUCAUCUUGAUUCAGUAAAACCUAUUCAACAAGAAUACUCGGACGAUGAAAGCGAUGAAGAGUUUGGUAUUCCCAAGCCUCAAGACAUGACUGUUGGUCAGCCAACUCCAUCAGUAGCUCCCUUUAGCGGCGUUAGUGAAAAAUCUCCUCUAAAGGAAACAGACAAACCGAAGACAUUUGACGUUAAGGAUGACAAAGCUUCUACUAAACUGGACGACAAACCAAAAUCACCUCUUGAUUCAGUAAAACCUUUUCAACAAGAAUAUUCGGACGAUGAAAGCGAUGAAGAGUUUGGAAUUCCGAAGCCCCAAGACAAGACUGUUGGUCAGCCAACUCCAUCAGCAGCUCCAUUUAGCGCCGUUGAUAAAAAGUCUCCUCUAAAGGAAACAGACAAAUCGAUGCCCAUUGACGUUAAGGAUGAUAAAGCCCCUACUAAACUGGACGACAAACCAAAAUCUCCUCUUGAUUUAAUAAACCCUAUUCAACAACAAUACUCGGACGAUGAAAGCGAUGAAGAGUUUGGAAUUCCGAAGCCCCAAGACAAGACUGUGGCUCAGCCAACUCCAUCCACAGCUCCCUUUAGCGCCGUUAGUGAAAAAUCUCCAUUAAAAGAAGCAGACAAGCCGAUGCCCAUUGACGUUAAGGAUGACAAAGCCCCUACUAAACUGGACGACAAACCAAAGUCUCCUCUUGAUUCAGUGAAACCUACAACAAAAUACUCGGACGAUGAAAGCGAUGAAGAGUUUGGAAUUCCGAAGCCCCAAGACAAGACUGUGGCUCAGCCAACUCCAUCCACAGCUCCCUUUAGCGCCGUUAGUGAAAAAUCUCCUUUAAAAGAAGCAGACAAACCGAUGCCUAUUGACGUUAAGGAUGACAAAGCCCCUACUAAAUUGGACGACAAACCAAAGUCUCCUCUUGAUUCAGUAAAACUUAUUCAACAAGAAUACUCGGACGAUGAAAGCGAUGAAGAGUUUGAAAUUCCCAGGCCCCAAGACAAGACUCUUGUUCUGCCAACUCCUUCAGUAGCUCCCUUUAGCGGCGUUGAUGAUAAAUCUCUAUUGAAAGAAGAACUUAAGCCUACUGUUUCAAUUUCAAAAGUAGAUGAAAGCUCAACAACACUUCACUCCGAAAGCACUAUUUUCAAAUCAGUUGGUAUAAUUAAGCCAUCAGAUCCUGUCUCAAGUUUCCAAGGUGACAAAAUUGGGAAUAAAUCUCCUCUUAAAGAAGCAGACAAACCGAUGCCCAUUGACGUUAAGGAUGACAAAGCCCCUACUGAACUAGACGAUAAACCAAAGUCUCCUCUUGAUUCAGUAAAACCUUUUCAACAAGAAUAUUCGGACGCUGAAAGCGAUGAAGAGUUUGGAAUUCCGAAGCCCCAAGACAAGACUGUUGGUCAGCCAACUCCAUCAGCAGCUCCAUUUAGCGCCGUUGAUAAAAAGUCUCCUCUAAAGGAAACAGACAAACCGAUGCCCAUUGACGUUAAGGAUGACAAAGCCCCUACUAAACUGGACGACAAACCAAAGUCUCCUCUUGAUUCAGUGAAACCUAUUCAACAAAAAUACUCGGACGAUGAAAGCGAUGAAGAGUUUGGAAUUCCGAAGCCCCAAGACAAGACUGUGGCUCAGCCAACUCCAUCCACAGCUCCCUUUAGCGCCGUUAGUGAAAAAUCUCCUUUAAAAGAAGCAGACAAACCGAUGCCUAUUGACGUUAAGGAUGACAAAGCCCCUACUAAAUUGGACGACAAACCAAAGUCUCCUCUUGAUUCAGUAAAACUUAUUCAACAAGAAUACACUGUUGGUCAGCCAACUCCUUCAGUAGCUCCCUUUAGCGGCGUUGAUGAUAAAUCUCUUCUGAAAGAAGAACUUAAGCCUACUGUUUCAAUUUCAAAAGUAGAAGAAAGCUCAACAACACUUCACUCUGAGAGCACUAUUUUCAAAUCAGUUGGUAUAAUUAAGCCAUCAGAUCCUUUCUCAAGUUUCCAAGGUGACAAAAUUGGGGAUAAAUCUCCUCUUAAAGAAGCAGACAAACCGAUGCCCAUUGACGUUAAGGAUGACAAAGCCCCUACUAAACUGGACGACAAACCAAAGUCUCCUCUUGAUUCAGUAAAACUUAUUCAACAACAAUACUCGGACGAUGAAAGCGAUGAAGAGUUUGGAAUUCCGAAGCCCCAAGACAAGACUGUGGCUCAGCCAACUCCAUCCACAGCUCCCUUUAGCGCCGUUAGUGAAAAAUCUCCAUUAAAAGAAGCAGACAAGCCGAUGCCCAUUGACGUUAAGGAUGACAAAGCCCCUACUAAACUGGACCACAAACCAAAGUCUCCUCUUGAUUCAGUAAAACUUAUUCAACAAGAAUACUCGGACGAUGAAAGCGAUGAAGAGUUUAAAAUUCCCAGGCCCCAAGACAAGACUCUUGUUCUGCCAACUCCUUCAGUAGCUCCCUUUAGCGGCGUUGAUGAUAAAUCUCUAUUGAAAGAAGAACUUAAGCCUACUGUUUCAAUUUCAAAAUACUCUGACGAUGAAAGCGCUGAAGAGUUUGGAAUUCCGAAGCCCCAAGACAAGACUGUGGCUCAGCCAACUCCAUCCACAGCUCCCUUUAGCGCCGUUAGUGAAAAAUCUCCUCUAAAGGAAGCAGACAAACCGAUGCCUAUUGACGUUAAGGAUGACAAAGCCCCUACUAAACUGGACGAUAAACCAAAGUCUCCUCUUGAUUCAGUAAAACCUAUUCAACAAGAAUAUUCGGACGAUGAAAGCGAUGAAGAGUUUGGAAUUCCCAGGCCCCAAGACAAGACUGUUGGUCAGCCAACUCCUUCAGUAGCUCCCUUUAGCGGCGUUGAUGAUAAAUCUCUUCUGAAAGAAGAACUUAAGCCUACUGUUUCAAUUUCAAAAGUAGAAGAAAGCUCAACAACACUUCACUCUGAGAGCACUAUUUUCAAAUCAGUUGGUAUAAUUAAGCCAUCAGAUCCUUUCUCAAGUUUCCAAGGUGACAAAAUUGGGGAUAAAUCUCCUCUUAAAGAAGGUGACAAACCGAUGCCCAUUGACGUUAAGGAUGACAAACCCCCAACUAAACUGGACGACAUACCAAAGUUUCCUCUUGAUUCAAUAAAACCUAUUCAACAACAAUACUCGGACGAUGAAAGCGAUGAAGAGUUUGGAAUUCCGAAGCCCCAAGACAAGACUGUGGCUCAGCUAACUCCAUCCACAGCUCCCUUUAGCGCCGUUAGUGAAAAAUCUCCAUUAAAAGAAGCAGACAAGCCGAUGCCCAUUGACGUUAAGGAUGACAAAGCCCCUACUAAACUGGACGACAAACCAAAGUCUCCUCUUGAUUCAGUAAAACUUAUUCAACAAGAAUACUCUGACGAUGAAAGCGCUGAAGAGUUUGGAAUUCCGAAGCCCCAAGACAAGACUGUGGCUCAGCCAACUCCAUCCACAGCUCCCUUUAGCGCAGUUAGUGAAAAAUCUCCUCUAAAGGAAGCAGACAAACCGAUGCCCAUUGACGUUAAGGAUGACAAAGCCCCUACUAAACUGGACGAUAAACCAAAGUCUCCUCUUGAUUCAGUAAAACUUAUUCAACAAGAAUACUCUGACGAUGAAAGCGCUGAAGAGUUUGGAAUUCCGAAGCCCCAAGACAAGACUGUGGCUCAGCCAACUCCAUCCACAGCUCCCUUUAGCGCCGUUAGUGAAAAAUCUCCUCAAGAAGCAGACAAACCGAUGCCCAUUGACGUUAAGGAUGACAAAGCCCCUACUAAACUGGACGAUAAACCAAAGUCUCCUCUUGAUUCAGUAAAACCUAUUCAACAAGAAUAUUCGGACGAUGAAAGCGCUGAAGAGUUUGGAAUUCCGAAGCCCCAAGACAAGACUGUGGCUCAGCCAACUCCAUCCACAGCUCCCUUUAGCGCCGUUAGUGAAAAAUCUCCAUUAAAAGAAGCAGACAAGCCGAUGCCCAUUGACGUUAAGGAUGACAAAGCCCCUACUAAACUGGACGACAAACCAAAGUCUCCUCUUGAUUCAGUAAAACUUAUUCAACAAGAAUACUCUGACGAUGAAAGCGCUGAAGAGUUUGGAAUUCCGAAGCCCCAAGACAAGACUGUGGCUCAGCCAACUCCAUCCGCAGCUCCCUUUAGCGCAGUUAGUGAAAAAUCUCCUCUAAAGCAAGCAGACAAACCGAUGCCCAUUGACGUUAAGGAUGACAAAGCCCCUACUAAACUGGACGAUAAACCAAAGUCUCCUCUUGAUUCAGUAAAACCUAUUCAACAAGAAUAUUCGGACGAUGAAAGCGAUGAAGAGUUUGGAAUUCCCAGGCCCCAAGACAAGACUGUUGGUCAGCCAACUCCUUCAGUAGCUCCCUUUAGCGGCGUUGAUGAUAAUUCUCUUCUGAAAGAAGAACUUAAGCCUACUGUUUCAAUUUCAAAAGUAGAAGAAAGCUCAACAACACUUCACUCUGAGAGCACUAUUUCAAAUCAGUUGCCUACUAAACUGGACGACAAACCAAAGUCUCCUCUUGAUUCAGUAAAACUUAUUCAACAACAAUACUCGGACGAUGAAAGCGCUGAAGAGUUUGGAAUUCCGAAGCCCCAAGACAAGACUGUGGCUCAGCCAACUCCAUCCACAGCUCCCUUUAGCGCCGUUAGUGAAAAAUCUCCUCUAAAGGAAGCAGACAAACCGAUGCCCAUUGACGUUAAGGAUGACAAAGCCCCUACUAAACUGGACGAUAAACCAAAGUCUCCUCUUGAUUCAGUAAAACCUAUUCAACAAGAAUAUUCGGACGAUAAAAGCGAUGAAGAGUUUGGAAUUCCCAGGCCCCAAGACAAGACUAUUGGUCAGCCAACUCCUCUUCUGAAAGAAGAACUUAAGCCUACUGUUUCAAUUUCAAAAGUAGAAGAAAGCUCAACAACACUUCACUCUGAGAGCACUAUUUUCAAAUCAGUUGGUAUAAUUAAGCCAUCAGAUCCUUUCUCAAGUUUCCAAGGUGACAAAAUUGGGGAUAAAUCUCCUCUUAAAGAAGGUGACAAACCGAUGCCCAUUGACGUUAAGGAUGACAAACCCCCAACUAAACUGGACGACAUACCAAAGUCUCCUCUUGAUUCAAUAAAACCUAUUCAACAACAAUACUCGGACGAUGAAAGCGAUGAAGAGUUUGGAAUUCCGAAGCCCCAAGAUAAGACUGUGGCUCAGCCAACUCCAUCCACAGCUCCCUUUAGCGCCGUUAGUGAAAAAUCUCCAUUAAAAGAAGCAGACAAGCCGAUGCCCAUUGACGUUAAGGAUGACAAAGCCCCUACUAAACUGGACGACAAACCAAAGUCUCCUCUUGAUUCAGUAAAACUUAUUCAACAAGAAUACUCUGACGAUGAAAGCGCUGAAGAGUUUGGAAUUCCGAAGCCCCAAGACAAGACUGUGGCUCAGCCAACUCCAUCCACAGCUCCCUUUAGCGCCGUUAGUGAAAAAUCUCCUCUAAAGGAAGCAGACAAACCGAUGCCCAUUGACGUUAAGGAUGACAAAGCCCCUACUAAACUGGACGAUAAACCAAAGUCUCCUCUUGAUUCAGUAAAACCUAUUCAACAAGAAUAUUCGGACCAUGAAAGCGAUGAAGAGUUUGGAAUUCCCAAGCCCCAAAAAGAAGAACUUAAGCCUACUGUUUCAAUUUCAAAAGUAGAAGAAAGCUCAACAACACUUCACUCUGAGAGCACUAUUUUCAAAUCAGUUGGUAUAAUUAAGCCAUCAGAUCCUUUCUCAAGUUUCCAAGGUGACAAAAUUGGGGAUAAAUCUCCUUUUAAAGAAGGUGACAAACCGAUGCCCAUUGACGUUAAGGAUGACAAACCCCCAACAAAACUGGACGACAAACCAAAGUCUCCUCUUGAUUCAGUAAAACUUAUUCAACAACAAUACUCGGACGAUGAAAGCGAUGAAGAGUUUGGAAUUCCGAAGCCCCAAGACAAGACUGUGGCUCAGCCAACUCCAUCCACAGCUCCCUUUAGCGCCGUUAGUGAAAAAUCUCCUCUAAAGGAAGCAGACAAACCGAUGCCCAUUGACGUUAAGGAUGACAAAGCCCCUACUAAACUGGACGAUAAACCAAAGUCUCCUCUUGAUUCAGUAAAACCUAUUCAACAAGAAUAUUCGGACGAUGAAAGCGAUGAAGAGUUUGGAAUUCCCAGGCCCCAAGACAAGACUGUUGGUCAGCCAACUCCUUCAGUAGCUCCCUUUAGCGGCGUUGAUGAUAAAUCUCUUCUGAAAGAAGAACUUAAGCCUACUGUUUCAAUUUCAAAAGUAGAAGAAAGCUCAACAACACUUCACUCUGAGAGCACUAUUUUCAAAUCAGUUGGUAUAAUUAAGCCAUCAGAUCCUUUCUCAAGUUUCCCAGGUGACAAAAUUGGGGAUAAAUCUCCUUUUAAAGAAGGUGACAAACCGAUGCCCAUUGACCCUCUUGAUUCAAUAAAACCUAUUCAACAACAAUACUCGGACGAUGAAAGCGAUGAAGAGUUUGGAAUUCCGAAGCCCCAAGACAAGACUGUGGCUCAGCCAACUCCAUCCACAGCUCCCUUUAGCGCCGUUAGUGAAAAAUCUCCAUUAAAAGAAGCAGACAAGCCGAUGCCCAUUGACGUUAAGGAUGACAAAGCCCCUACUAAACUGGACGACAAACCAAAGUCUCCUCUUGAUUCAAUAAAACCUAUUCAACAACAAUACUCGGACGAUGAAAGCGAUGAAGAGUUUGGAAUUCCGAAGCCCCAAGAUAAGACUGUGGCUCAGCCAACUCCAUCCACAGCUCCCUUUAGCGCCGUUAGUGAAAAAUCUCCAUUAAAAGAAGCAGACAAGCCGAUGCCCAUUGACGUUAAGGAUGUCAAAGCCCCUACUAAACUGGACGACAAACCAAAGUCUCCUCUUGAUUCAGUAAAACUUAUUCAACAAGAAUACUCUGACGAUGAAAGCGCUGAAGAGUUUGGAAUUCCGAAGCCCCAAGACAAGACUGUGGCUCAGCCAACUCCAUCCACAGCUCCCUUUAGCGCCGUUAGUGAAAAAUCUCCUCUAAAGGAAGCAGACAAACCGAUGCCCAUUGACGUUAAGGAUGACAAAGCCCCUACUAAACUGGACGAUAAACCAAAGUCUCCUCUUGAUUCAGUAAAACCUAUUCAACAAGAAUGUUCGGACGAUGAAAGCGAUGAAGAGUUUGGAAUUCCCAAGCCCCAAGACAAGACUAUUGGUCAGCCAACUCCUCUUCUGAAAGAAGAACUUAAGCCUACUGUUUCAAUUUCAAAAGUAGAAGAAAGCUCAACAACACUUCACUCUGAGAGCACUAUUUUCAAAUCAGUUGGUAUAAUUAAGCCAUCAGAUCCUUUCUCAAGUUUCCAAGGUGACAAAAUUGGGGAUAAAUCUCCUUUUAAAGAAGGUGACAAACCGAUGCCCAUUGACGUUAAGGAUGACAAACCCCCAACAAAACUGGACGACAAACCAAAGUCUCCUCUUGAUUCAGUAAAACUUAUUCAACAACAAUACUCGGACGAUGAAAGCGAUGAAGAGUUUGGAAUUCCGAAGCCCCAAGACAAGACUGUGGCUCAGCCAACUCCAUCCACAGCUCCCUUUAGCGCCGUUAGUGAAAAAUCUCCUCUAAAGGAAGCAGACAAACCGAUGCCCAUUGACGUUAAGGAUGACAAAGCCCCAACUAAACUGGACGAUAAACCAAAGUCUCCUCUUGAUUCAGUAAAACCUAUUCAACAAGAAUAUUCGGACGAUGAAAGCGAUGAAGAGUUUGGAAUUCCCAGGCCCCAAGACAAGACUGUUGGUCAGCCAACUCCUUCAGUAGCUCCCUUUAGCGGCGUUGAUGAUAAAUCUCUUCUGAAAGAAGAACUUAAGCCUACUGUUUCAAUUUCAAAAGUAGAAGAAAGCUCAACAACACUUCACUCUGAGAGCACUAUUUUCAAAUCAGUUGGUAUAAUUAAGCCAUCAGAUCCUUUCUCAAGUUUCCAAGGUGACAAAAUUGGGGAUAAAUCUCCUUUUAAAGAAGGUGACAAACCGAUGCCCAUUGACGUUAAGGAUGACAAACCCCCAACAAAACUGGACGACAAACCAAAGUCUCCUCUUGAUUCAGUAAAACUUAUUCAACAACAAUACUCGGACGAUGAAAGCGAUGAAGAGUUUGGAAUUCCGAAGCCCCAAGACAAGACUGUGGCUCAGCCAACUCCAUCCACAGCUCCCUUUAGCGCCGUUAGUGAAAAAUCUCCUCUAAAGGAAGCAGACAAACCGAUGCCCAUUGACGUUAAGGAUGACAAAGCCCCAAUUAAACUGGACGAUAAACCAAAGUCUCCUCUUGAUUCAGUAAAACCUAUUCAACAAGAAUAUUCGGACGAUGAAAGCGAUGAAGAGUUUGGAAUUCCCAGGCCCCAAGACAAGACUGUUGGUCAGCCAACUCCUUCAGUAGCUCCCUUUAGCGGCGUUGAUGAUAAAUCUCUUCUGAAAGAAGAACUUAAGCCUACUGUUUCAAUUUCAAAAGUAGAAGAAAGCUCAACAACACUUCACUCUGAGAGCACUAUUUUCAAAUCAGUUGGUAUAAUUAAGCCAUCAGAUCCUUUCUCAAGUUUCCCAGGUGACAAAAUUGGGGAUAAAUCUCCUUUUAAAGAAGGUGACAAACCGAUGCCCAUUGACCCUCUUGAUUCAAUAAAACCUAUUCAACAACAAUACUCGGACGAUGAAAGCGAUGAAGAGUUUGGAAUUCCGAAGCCCCAAGACAAGACUGUGGCUCAGCCAACUCCAUCCACAGCUCCCUUUAGCGCCGUUAGUGAAAAAUCUCCUCUAAAGGAAGCAGACAAACCGAUGCCCAUUGACGUUAAGGAUGACAAAGCCCCAACUAAACUGGACGAUAAACCAAAGUCUCCUCUUGAUUCAGUAAAACCUAUUCAACAAGAAUAUUCGGACGAUGAAAGCGAUGAAAAGUUUGGAAUUCCCAGGCCCCAAGACAAGACUCUUGGUCAGCCAACUCCAUCCAUAGCUCCCUUUAGCGCCGUUAGUGAAAAAUCUCCAUUAAAAGAAGCAGACAAACCGAUACCCAUUGACGUUAAGGAUGACAAAGCCCCAACUAAACUGGACGAUAAACCAAAGUCUCCUCUUGAUUCAGUAAAACCUAUUCAACAAGAAUAUUCGGACGAUGAAAGCGAUGAAGAGUUUGGAAUUCCCAGGCCCCAAUACUCGGACGAUGAAAGCGAUGAAGAGUUUGCAAUUCCGAAGCCCCAAGACAAGACUGUUGGUCAGCCAACUCCAUCCACAGCUCCCUUUAGCGCCGUUAGUGAAAAAUCUCCUUUAAAAGAAGCAGACAAACCGAUGCCCAUUGACGUUAAGAAUGACAAAGCCCCUACUAAACUGGACGACAAACCAAAGUCUCCUCUUGAUUCAGUGAAACCUAUUCAACAAGAAUACUCGGACGAUGAAAGCGAUGAAGAGUUUGGAAUUCCCAAGCCCCAAGACAAGACUCUUGGUCAGCCAACUCCAUCCAUAGCUCCCUUUAGCGCCGUUAGUAAAAAAUCUCCAUUAAUAGAAGCAGACAAACCGAUGCCCAUUGACGUUAAGGAUGACAAAGCCCCAACUAAACUGGACGAUAAACCAAAGUCUCCUCUUGAUUCAGUAAAACCUAUUCAACAAGAAUAUUCGGACGAUGAAAGCGAUGAAGAGUUUGGAAUUCCCAGGCCCCAAGACAAGACUGUUGGUCAGCCAACUCCUUCAGUAGCUCCCUUUAGCGGCAUUGAUGAUAAAUCUCUUCUGAAAGAAGAACUUAAGCCUACUGUUUCAAUUUCAAAAGUAGAAGAAAACUCAACAACACUUCACUCUGAGAGCACUAUUUUCAAAUCAGUUGGUAUAAUUAAGCCAUCAGAUCCUUUCUCAAGUUUCCAAGGUGACAAAAUUGGGGAUAAAUCUCCUCUUAAAGAAGCAGACAAACCGAUGCCCAUUGACGUUAAGGAUGACAAAGCCCCUACUAAACUGGACGACAAACCAAAGUCUCCUCUUGAUUCAGUAAAACUUAUUCAACAAGAAUACUCUGACGAUGAAAGCGCUGAAGAGUUUGCAAUUCCGAAGCCCCAAGACAAGACUGUUGGUCAGCCAACUCCAUCCACAGCUCCCUUUAGCGCCGUUAGUGAAAAAUCUCCUCUAAAGGAAGCAGAUAAAACGAUGCCCAUUGACGUUAAGGAUGACAAAGCCCCUACUAAACUGGACGACAAACCAAAAUCACCGCUUGAUUUAGUUAAACCUAUUCAACAAGAAUACUCGGACGAUGAAAGCGAUGAAGAGUUUGGAAUUCCCAGGCCCCAAGACAAGACUGUUGGUCUGCCAACUCCUUCAGUAGCUCCCUUUGGCCGCGUUGAUGAUAAAUCUCUUCUGAAAGAAGAACUUAAGCCUACUGUUUCAAUUUCAAAAGUAGAUGAAAGCUCAACAACACUUCACUACGAGAGCACUAUUUUCAAAUCAGUUGGUAUAAUUAAGCCAUCAGAUCCUGUCUCAAGUUUCCAAGGUCACAAAAUUGGCAAUAAAUCUCCUCUUAAAGAAGCAGACAAACCGAUGCCCAUUGACGUUAAGGAUGACAAAGCCCCUACUAAACUGGACGACAAACCAAAGUCUCAUCUUGAUUCAGUAAAACCUUUUCAACAAGAAUAUUCGGACGAUGAAAGCGAUGAAGAGUUUGCAAUUCCGAAGCCCCAAGACAAGACUGUUGGUCAGCCAACUCCAUCCACAGCUCCCUUUAGCGCCGUUAGUGAAAAAUCUCCUCUAAAGGAAGCAGAUAAAACGAUGCCCAUUGACGUUAAGGAUGACAAAGCCCCUACUAAACUGGACGACAAACCAAAAUCACCUCUUGAUUUAGUUAAACCUAUUCAACAAGAAUACUCGGACGAUGAAAGCGAUGAAGAGAUUGGAAUUCCCAAGCCCCAAGAUAAGACUUUUGGUCAGCCAACUCCCUCCGCAGAUCCCUUUAGCCGCGUCGAUGAUAAAUCUCUUCUGAAAGAAGAACCUAAGCCUACUGUUUCAAUUUCAAAAGUAGAAGAAAACUCAACAACACUUCACUCCGAAAGCACUAUUUUCAAAUCAGUUGGUAUAAUUAAGCCAUCAGAUCCUUUCUCAAGUUUCCAAGGUGACCAUAUUGGGGAUAAAUCUCCUCUUAAAGAAGAUGACAAACCGAAGCCCAUUGACGAUAAGGAUGACAAAGCCCCUACUAAACAAGACGAUAAAUCAAAGUCACCUCUUGUAUCAGUAAAACCUUUUCAACAAGAAUAUUCGGACUAUGAAAGCGAUGAAGAGUUUGGAAUUCUCAAGCCCCAAGACAUGACUGUUGGUCAGCCAACUCCAUCCACAGCUCCCUUUAGCGCCGUUAGUGAAAAAUCUCCUCUAAAGGAAGCAGACAAACCGAAGCCAAUUGACGCUAAGUAUGACAAAGCCCCAACCACACUAGCCGAUAAAUCAAAGUCACCUCUUGGAUCAGAAAAACCUAUUCAACAAGAAGACUCGGACGAUGAAAGCGAUGAAGAGUUUGGAAUUCCCAAGCCCCAAGACAUGACUGUUGGUCAGCCAACUCCAUCCACAGCUCCCUUUAGCGCCGUUAGUGAAAAAUCUCCCCUAAAGGAAGCAGACAAACCGAAGCCAAUUGACGCUAAGUAUGACAAAGCCCCAACCACACUAGCCGAUAAAUCAAAGUCACCUCUUGGAUCAGAAAAACCUAUUCAACAAGAAGACUCGGACGAUGAAAGCGAUGAAGAGUUUGGAAUUCCCAGGCCCCAAGACAAGACUUUUGGUCAGCCAACUCCCUCCGCAGAUCCCUUUAGCCGCGUCGAUGAUAAAUCUCUUCUGAAAGAAGAACUUAAGCCUACUGUUUCAAUUUCAAAAGUAGAAGAAAACUCAACAACACUUCACUCCGAAAGCACUAUUUUCAAAUCAGUUGGUAUAAUUAAGCCAUCAGAUCCUGUCUCAAGUUUCCCAGGUGACAAAAUUGGGGAUAAAUCUCCUCUUAAAGAAAAUGACAAACCGAAGCCCAUUGACGAUAAGGAUGACAAAGCCCCUACUAAACAAGACGAUAAACCAAAGUCUCCUCUUGUAUCAGUAAAACCUAUUCAACAAGAAUACUCCGACGAUAAAACCGAUGAAGAGUUUCGAAUUCCCAAGCCCCAAGACAAGACUUUUGGUCAGCCAACUCCAUCCGCAGCUCCUGUUAGCGCCGUUAGUGAAAAAUCUCCUCUAAAAGAAGCAGACAAACCGAAGCCAAUUGACAUUAAAGAUGAUAAAGCCCCAACCACACUAGCCGAUAAAUCAAAGCCACCUCUUGGAUCAGAAAAACCUAUUCAACAAGAAUACUCGGACGAUGAAAGCGAUGAAGAGUUUGGAAUUCCCAAGCCCCAAGACAUGACUGUUGGUCAGCCAACUCCAUCCACAGCUCCCUUUAGCGCCGUUAGUGAAAAAUCUCCUCUAAAGGAAGCAGACAAACCGAAGCCAAUUGACGCUAAGUAUGACAAAGCCCCUACUAAACUGGACGACAAACCAAAGUCUCCUCUUGAUUCAGUAAAACCAAUUCAACAAGAAUAUUCGGACGAUGAAAGCGAUGAAGAGUUUGGAAUUCCCAAGCCCCAAGACAAGACUGUUGGUCAGCCAACUCCUUCAGUAGCUCCCUUUAGCGGCGUUGAUGAUAAAUCUCUUCUGAAAGAAGAACUUAAGCCUACUGUUUUAAUUUCAAAAGUAGAAGAAAGCUCAACAGCACUUCACUCCGAGAGCACUAUUUUCAAAUCAGUUGGUAUAAUUAAGCCAUCAGAUCCUUUCUCAAGUUUCCAAGGUGACCAUAUUGGAGAUAAAUCUCCUCUUAAAGAAGAUGACAAACCGAAGCCCAUUGACGAUAAGGAUGACAAAGCCCCUACUAAACAAGACGAUAAAUCAAAGUCACCUCUUGAUUUAGUUAAACCUAUUCAACAAGAAUACUCGGACGAUGAAAGCGAUGAAGAGUUUGGAAUUCCCAAGCCCCAUGACAAAACAGUUGGUCAGCCAACUCCAUCAGUAGCUCCUGUUAGCGCCAUUAGUGAAAAAUCUCCUCUAAAGGAAGCAGACAAACCGAAGCCAAUUGACGCUAAUUAUGACAAAGCCCCUACUAAACUGGACGACAAACCAAAGUCUCCUCUUGGAUCAGUAAAACCUAUUCAACAAGAAUACUCGGACGAUGAAAGCGAUGAAGAGUUUGGAAUUCCCAAGCCCCAAGACAAGAUUUUUGGUCAGCCAACUCCAUCCGCAGAUCCCUUUAGCCGCGUUGAUGAUAAAUCUCUUCUGAAAGAAGAACUUAAGCCUACUGUUUCAAUUUCAAAAGUAGAAGAAAGCUCAACAACACUUCACUCUGAGAGCACUAUUUUCAAAUCAGUUGGUAUAAUUAAGCCAUCAGAUCCUUUCUCAAGUUUCCAAGGUGACAAAAUUGGGGAUAAAUCUCCUCUUAAAGAAGCAGACAAACCGAUGCCCAUUGACGUUAAGGAUGACAAAGCCCCUACUAAACUGGACGACAAACCAAAGUCUCCUCUUGAUUCAGUAAAACUUAUUCAACAAGAAUACUCUGACGAUGAAAGCGCUGAAGAGUUUGCAAUUCCGAAGCCCCAAGACAAGACUGUUGGUCAGCCAACUCCAUCCUCAGCUCUCUUUAGCGCCGUUAGUGAAAAAUCUCCUUUAAAAGAAGCAGACAAGCCGAUGCCCAUUGACGUUAAAGAUGACAAAGCCCCUACUAAACUGGACGACAAACCAAAGUCUCCUCUUGAUUCAGUAAAACUUAUUCAACAAGAAUACUCGGACGAUGAAAGCGAUGAAGAGUUUGGAAUUCCCAAGCCCCAUGACAAGACAGUUGGUCAGCCAACUCCAUCAGUAGCUCCUGUUAGCGCCAUUAGUGAAAAAACUCCUCUAAAAGAAGCAGAGAAACCGAUGCCCAUUGACGUUAAGGAUGACGAAGCCCCUACCAAACUCGACGACAAACUAAAAUCUCCUCUUGAUUUAGUUAAACCUAUUCAACAAGAAUACUCGGACGAUGAAAGCGAUGAAGAGUUUGGAAUUCCCAAGCCCCAAGACAAGGCAGUUGGUCAGCCAACUCCUUCAGUAGCUCCCUUUAGCGGCGUUGAUGAUAAAUCUCUUCUGAAAGAAGAACUUAAGCCUACUGUUUUAAUUUCAAAAGUAGAAGAAAGCUCAACAACACUUCACUCCGAAAGCACUAUUUUCAAAUCAGUUGAUAUAAUUAAGCCAUCAGAUCCUGUCUCAAGUUUCCAAGGUGACAAAAUUGGGGAUAAAUCUCCUCUGAAAGAAGAUGACAAACCGAUGCCCAUUGACGUUAAGGAUGUCAAAGCCCCUACUAAACUGGACGACAAACCAAAGUCUCAUCUUGAUUCAGUAAAACCCUUUCAACAAGAAUAUUCGGACGAUGAAAGCGAUGAAGAGUUUGGAAUUCCCAAGCCCCAAGACAUGACUGUUGGUCAGCCAACUCCAUCCACAGCUCCCUUUAGCGCCGUUAGUGAAAAAUCUCCUCUAAAGGAAGCAGACAAACCGAAGCCCAUUGACGUUAAGGAUGACAAAGCCCCUAGUAAACCGGACGAUAAACCAAAAUCACCUCUUGAUUUAGUUAAACCUAUUCAACAAGAAUACUCGGACGAUGAAAGCGAUGAAGAGUUUGGAAUUCCCAAGCCCCAUGACAAGACAGUUGGUCAGCCAACUCCAUCAGUAGCUCCUGUUAGCGCCAUUAGUGAAAAAACUCCUCUAAAAGAAGCAGAGACCGAUGCCAUUGACGUUAAGGAUGACAAAGCCCCUACCAAACUCGACGACAAACUAAAAUCUCCUCUUGAUUUAGUUAAACCUAUUCAACAAGAAUACUCGGACGAUGAAAGCGAUGAAGAGUUUGGAAUUCCCAAGCCCCAAGACAAGGCAGUUGGUCAGCCAACUCCAUCAGUAGCUCCUGUUAGCGCCGUUAGUGAAAAAUCUUCUCUAAAGGAAGCAGACAAACCGAAGCCAAUUGACGUUAAGGAUGACAAAGCCCCCAUUAAACUGGACGAUAAACCAAAAUCACCUCCUGAUUCAAUAAAACCUAUUCAACAAGAAUACUCGGACGAUGAAAGCGAUGAAGAGUUUAGAAUUACCAAGCCCCAAGACAAGACUGUUGCUCAGCCAACUCCAUCUGUAGCUCCUUUUACCGCAGUUGUUGAUAAGUCCCCUCUGAAGGAGGAGGAAAAGCCGAAGCCAAUUGAAGAAAAAGAUAAUGAUUUGGGUUCAGAAAUGUCUAUUCAAAAAGAAUACUCGGUCGCGCCCCCUGAUCAGUCAACCGCUUUACCUCCUGUUAGUUCAACUGAACAUAAUUUUAAAAUUAUUGAAACUGGUUCAGAAAAAGAUUUGAGUACAAGUUCCAAAAUAAGUUUACUGUCUAAUUUUGAAGAAAAUAGGUCAGUUCAACAGAUUGUAGAAGAUACUAUUCGAGCAGGUGAUGCUGAAGUUCAAAAAAUUGUGGACGAAACACUUAAAAAUGCUCAGCAUUUAAGAAACUUUAACAAUGUCAAAGGUCAGAUUUUGGACGAAGAUGAGCGUUCAGUUGAGCAAAUAGUCGAAGAAACACUACAAAGUGCAAAGUUGAAGGCUGAUAUUUCUAGGGAAGAGGAAAAAGUUCCGAUGGUAAACGAAGCAGAAGCAAAAGAAGUUCGUCCCAUUGCAUAUUUUGUAAAUUUGGAAAAUGAACAGAAGUCGCCUACUGUAAAAAAAGUAGUUAAAAAAGAAAAGACAGCGACUAAAGCAGAUACAGGGAAAACAGUUAAGGAAAUAAGUACAAAAGCCACAGUUCAGAGUACCAUUAGUAAAAGACCAGUUGGAGUUAAAGUAAAGUCUAAAGCCGAUUUAAAAGCCCCUCCUGUUUCGCAAACUAAGGAAAAAACUCCGGUUAGCAAGCAAACCAAAAUUAAAAAAUCACUAGCAACAGAAAAAGCAAAAAUUUCAACUAAAUCCGAGUCAAGACGCUCCGUUACUAGUUCAACUUCAACCACCACUAGUUCGGCUUCCGCUACGAGCCGUGUUAUAAGCGAAUUGCAUUUCGAGAGGUCUGCCAGCCCAGCGUCGAGUUCCAUUUUCUACGAAAGCCAUCCGCAAGCCGAUAGCCGCUCCACAACACCCAGACCUAGGGUUAAGACUGACGUCACACGAAUACCCUACAAUGCUUCAGUUCGUUCAUAUAGCCCCCAGCCCAAAACCAACAGGUCAGAAAAAACAACCGUGAAACAAACGAAGACAACUGCCACUCGAUCUACCAAAGAGCUUACAGCAAGGAUUUCAAAGAAGACUGAACGAUUCGGUAUCCAAGAACAAGUGCAGGCCAAGCGAAGUAAGACUCCGACACCGAUUGCUGCCCACAGAUACAUGCAGCCCACCCUGGCCCACAACAUGCGAUUCGGAUUGAGUGGCGAUGGAGAGACUGGUCAGAGUGUCUCUCCGGCACCAGGACCUCUUAAGUCACCCGCACCACCAAAAUCGCCAGCUCCGGCCCUAACUAGAAGUACUCAACGAACACAUUUAAAAACAAGUGCCUUGACAAAGUCCUCAUCCCUGGAAACGAAACAAAAGAAGGCGGUCCCUGAAAAGACCCCAACACAAUCCCGUUCCCUGAUUAAGAGAGGUUCGCAGAGUGAUAGCAAAGAGUCCCUGAAGAGCACUGACCGCCUAUACAAACGACAGACAUCUAAAGAAAAUAAACUAGCAAACGUGAUAGGCUCUAAGAGCCAAGCAACUAAAAGCAUGAAGACACAAUCAGCGACUGCAGCAAAGACACUUGCAUACAGAACUUCCAUAGAAUCCGACAACAAGCUUCAGAUGAAGACCACAGCCACUAUACAGCGCACCAAAGUUCCGAUUAGCGUUUCUUCCAGUGCAAGGACUGCAGCUAAGCUAAGCAAGAGUGAUGACGCCGAAAAGAGACCUCAGAUAGACAAUAAGAAGACAGUUAGGCGAGUGGCAACCAAGACAAGCGAAAUACCAAGCACCUCCGCCACCAAAUCCAUGCCGGGCUCCAUGGAGCCUAAGAUGCAGAAGAAGAUGAAGGACACAAUGAACGAGUCCAAUUCAAACUCGGGCAGUGGAAGCACCAGUGCCAGCGGCUCCUCGAACAGCACGCGCCGCAGCGUGCGAUCCGUUAGCACCGUCAGCCGUAAGACGGACAAGGACCUAACCAACAUCCGGAGGGCAGCGGGAGCUGUCGUGUCGACAUCAACAGUGCGGGCGCAUCGGGAACCGACGGCCACCACCGGCGCUGUUAGCACCGUGCUCGUUGAUGACGACUGUGAGGUGAUAACCAUACGAUCCAUUAAAUCAAGCGAUAGUACAAAAAGUUCUACCUCAUCAUCCUCCGGUAGCGGCAGCAACAGUCGCAAGGUGCUAACCAGCGAGGUAUUCACUAAGACCUUCGGCCCCGACAGGCCGCUCGAAGUGGUCUACCGCCAGCCCGAGUUCGAUGUAGAACACCACACCAUCAUGUCAGUCCGUCCGCCUUCCAACAACAGCGGCGAGCAGCAGCGGUGCAUUAACGAGUUCGAUGUCAGCUUCAUCGACACCACAGACUCCAGUCUCUCGGACUCUGUUGCCCUGCCCAUGUUUGGCCCUAGUGAUCCGGAGCGCCUGCUGGCCGCAAGUCCCGGAUCACCAAAGCCGACUCGCAGUCCCCUGGCCCUGAUCGAGGAGAUGCGGCGCCAGCAACAGCACCACCAUCAUCAUCAACACCACCACCACAGUAGUAUUAUCGUGGCCGGUGCUGCUGCCCUUGACCCAACUCUAUCAAUUCAAGGGGCUUUACCAGAAAGUCAACGGGAGGCGGCGGUGACUGUGGUGACUGCGGAGGUGGAGGUGGAGAAGAGCACUACUUUAAAAGAAAACCUUCAGGAAAAAAAAGUUGACCUAUCCACUCUGGAUACCGUAAAGAUCUCAAAAGAAAUUGGUGAUGUUAAAGUUGGUGGUGGUGAUGAUGAUGAUAAUGGCGAAGGCGAAGAUCUUGUGGCGCGCAUUCGCGAGGAAGCCAAUAUCCUGGUGGAUCGCGUGCUCGAAGAGAGUGUCGAGAUCAUCGAGAGCCAUGGCCAUCAGGCCAAUGGCCACGAGAUCAUUAAGCUGGACUAUAACUCAGAAAGUGAGAAUUAUGCCAUCACAUGCGAUGAUAUUGGCGGCGUCGAUGUCAUCAAAUCGCCCACCAUUGAGUCCAUGUCGGGCAAGUCGUUCGACGACAAUAUGAGCUUCACCGACGAGCACAUACAUUUACCCUUGCAUGCCCAGAACACGACCACCACCACGACAACGACAGUAACCACUCAAUUCCAACAGCAGCAGUCCCAGGCCAUUUCCCAGGCGAUUCCCCAGACUGCUGCCAUAAGCUCAUCGGCGGCAAAAGAACCCGUUCCUGUUCCCGAAUCUGUAACCGUACCUCCUCCCGUACCAGUAGUGUAUAAUCGAGAUCAGGCCGAAGACAUGAGCGAAACUCGAGCGAGGCGCAUUGAUCGUAAGAUCGAGAAACUAUCAACAGACAUGGAUGACGUGAGCGCCAAAUUCGAUGAGGCGUUCGAGGCAGCGGUGCCUGAGGACGAGAUCAGUGCCCUGCAGGGUGACUUCUCCAAGCUCAGCUGGGAUGACAGCGUGUCGCCCACGACCAACACAAUGGCCGAUAUGGCCCAGAACCAGAUAACGCCCGAUAAUGAUAUUCAAGAUCUCAUCGCAGAAACAGGCGGCGAUUUACCGAUCUCAAGUGAAACCGAAACCACUCCCGUACCACCGUCGGCUGCUGUGGCCAGCUCCACAGCGAAAAAGACAGAAACUGAAAGCAAAACCGAAACUGAGCCGGCGGUAGAAACCAAUACAUUCACUACCACCAGCCUCGACACACCCACACCAAAACCACGAGUUCUCAAAGCAAGCUCCCCACUCUCCGAAGGCACCGAUAGCACAACCAUCCCUGGCCCAGUGUCCAGACCUGAAAUACCGAUCGAUAAUUUUGAUGCCGCACCGGUUCCAAAGCCACGUGCUCCCAUCAAGCACACGGAGCCGUUCGAGAACCUGGCCGCUCUAGCUGAGCAGUCCGAUAGCAUUAGUCUCCGGAGUUUUGACUUCACCGAGGAGCUGUCCAAGACGGAUGAACCGUCCACAGAGCUCAUUCGUUCUCAGCUGCGUGACAUUGUCACAACCACGACCACUGCCGAGGAUCAUACCGAAAGCUUUGAUCCAACAAGUGAGAUUUCAGUAGAUGAUGCUGAUACCGAAAAAUCAGAGGGCGCUGAGAAGACCACUAGCUUUUACAUUGGGGAGUCCAGUCGAAAUGUUAUCAUAAAGACAUCGACAAGGUCGGCAAGUGUAACGCCCCAAGAAGAAGAGGCCGCCACGGAUAUAGGCAUCGAUGCCAAGGAUAUUUCAUUAAUGAAGGAAGUAUCCGUGGACUCCGAUGAGGCCAAUGAUGUUUUCAAGGAAUAUGUGACAAUGAAGGCCGACGAUGCUGCAGCACUGAAUAGCAAAAUCGAAAGGCAAGGCUCGGAAACUAGAAAUGAUUUGCUCGAGUUUGAGAAUGCCGAUAAAGACAAGUCUGGCGAACCUAAACUGUCCAAGGUAACCACCGAAGAAAGUUUGACCACAUCCACCGGAUCCAGUGGCCGAGCCAUUUUAGAAGUUGCCCCAUCAAGCAGUGAAGAUCCAGAUGAGUCAAGUAAAGAAAUCCCUGAGAUUGUGAAUACCAUCUCAGAGAAAGUUGCAUCCACUGAACAUUUCGAAUUGCCUUUGGAAAAAAGUGAGUGGGAAACGUCGGAGAAGGUAAUACCAACUGAGGGAAAGCCAAAAGUAGUUCACUCACCUCAGCAGCCAUCGGCCAGCAGCGUUAAGAGUGUUAUCGAUGAAUCUUUAGUAGGGGAAACUCUUGCAGAAGUGCAAGAAUCUCAGGAAGGGAAAUCUAAUAGAGGAACUACCAGCGAGUUUGGGCUCACUGAAUCCACUGCGGAGACCGACGAUAUAUCUUCUUUCAUAGGUAUUCCCGAUGCUAGCAUGCACACUUCCACCUUAGAGAGCACACUGCCUCCGGAAGGCCUUUUUGAUACCACUAUCAAGGAGACUCUGAACAAGCAAGCGGCGAUGGCUCACUAUGCUCAGGAUGUGUUUGGUAGAGCAGAGAGGCGAGAUGAUCAUGGCUCUCUGGGCUUUAUAUCAACAGGAACGGCUGAAGAGUUGAGCUCCAUGGGACACAUGGCCAAGGAGGAACAGGCCUCGUUAGGUUUUAUCUCAACAGAGACCGCCGAGGACUUUAGCUCAAUGGAAGAUUACUAUACGGAGAAACUGCCAGCAAGUGUUGUUGCAGAGGAAAUGGCUGCAGAUAAAUCGAUAACCACCAGCACUUUUGAGGAACUCACCUCAGAUCAGUCUAUUAAGCCAGUCGAUGGUGUUCACCGUUUAAAGAACGAAUCAUCGCCGGAUUCUAUAAAUCGCUGGUCAAUCCCCGAUGUGGACAACUCCAGCUCUAGCGAGAGCUUCCACAAGAGCUUCGAUAAGACACAGAGCCGACCGCUUUCCUCUGACAUGGAUAACCUUUUAACUGCCACUGGAACCGGCACAGGCACUUCUAGUGAUUACCAGACCGCUCGGGAGUUCACCUCGACCUAUCGCACCGAUGGCACAGAGUACGUUAGUGCAGUCAGCACCUUAGGCAGCAGCAGCUUGGAUUCUCAGUCCGAGACAUCGGCCAACUUGGCCAGCAUUGAUGUCGAGCUAUCGGAGACUCUGGUGGCCUCCUCCGCGGAGGUGGAUGUUUUCGAGGCCGAAGAGAUGUCACGACUGCGUGAUUUACGUGCCGACGAUGAGGACAGCGAUGAGAGCAUGGAGUUGCGAGCCGCUUAUCCAACUUCCGAACAACAAAGUCUUAUGAAGCGCUCCCAGGAAAUGAUUUUCAAACCAAAGACAGAGGUGGAGGAACAUCAGCCUGCUGUGGAGGCAGUGAAAAUAGAGGAAUAUCCCAAGCCCAAGGAGGCGGAACGUACCUGGGGCCUAGCAUACCCCUUGGAGGACAACAAGGCCGACAGCCCAAAAGACAGCGAAAAGGGCGAGGACAUUCUGUUGUACCACGGUGAUCCGCGACGGUCAAUUGACGAGUCCAAAUUAGCCUCAAGCUUAGACGAGGGCAGCAUCCUUUCCGUGAGCAUGUCGAGCACAUCCAACAUUGACACCGUUGUGGAGAACUUUGAUGAUAUAAUUGGAUGCGGAUCCUCUUCGCUGACCGGCAUCGAAGGCUUCCAGUAUGGACAUGAUGAGCCCAUGCCAUCUGCCUCUGUGCCAGAGGACGCCACAUUCAUGUUGGAGAUGGAAAGCAAGGAGCACUCGCCACAGGACUCCAAUGCUAGUACACCACCAGGUGGAGAAUCAAAGCGGCGUGGCCAUAAGCGCAACGAGAGUAUUUCCGGUGACGCCUUAAAGAACCUGGACAAAGAGGUGGCCCUCCUAGGAGAGGGAAAAGAAUCGGAGAGCGAGUCGGAUACGGAUCCGUACGAGUCGGAAUAUGCCAGGCAAUUCCGUUCUCCCAAAGAGCGAAAAAAUAAAAAGAAAAAGCAGGCAGCAGCUGAAAUGGAUCACAGUGCCGAGCUGGAGAAGCGUCCGUUCACUCCCUCACUGGUGGCUGAGGUAAUCGUGGAGGAUGACACAGAGGAGCAGGAGGCGGAAGCUGCCAUGAUUGAGGAGCGCCGCCCCUCGCAGAACAUGCAGGAUUACUCAAAUAUUCCCGACAUUAUGGUCACAGAGGACAUCAAGUCGCCAAUUCUAGAGGAGGAGGCCGAUGAAUUUCCCGAGAAAACUCCCUUGUACAAGGUGCGCACCGAGGAGGAGCUGCACAAGGCCAGCGAUGCCUCUGUCUAUCAGAAGGAGAAAGCCGAAGAGAAGGAACAGGAUUUCCAAAGACGAGUGCAGGAACAAUACCGUCAGAAACUCGAGGAACUGAAGCGUGCCGAGGUCGGGGCAGAGUAUGAUGAUCGCAGGGCUCCCGACUCGCCGGACUCUUUUGAAAUGGUCGAACAGCCCGAUAUUUCAGACGAGUUUGUGAUUAUCGAAGAGGUGGCCAAAGAGGCCAAUGAAGUGGAUCUCGGUGGAAAGAGCAUAAAGAUAAAGCCAAUCAAGUAUGAGCAAAAGCAUGACGAGGACGUUGAAAAGAUCAUUAUCAAGUCCGCUCCAGCGGAUCCCAAGCUCGGCUCCCAGCUCUACAAGGAUGAUCUGAAUUUCGAGUUUGAAGAGAGCCCACCAACGGCGGCCAGUAGUAGCAGCGAACAGCAGGAAGAGAGUGAUUCCAGUGACACUGCUGCCGCCAACAAGCGCUGGGUGGAGAUGCAGCUGACGGACAACCAGCUGCGUUAUCCAUACGACCUGGCUGGCGCCGUGCUAGAAGACAUUAAGGAGGAAGACGGCGAGUUUGAAGUGGGCAGCAGUCGCAUCAGCAGCUUCAAGGACUCCUUUUCGAGCACACCCGAGUAUGAUAUGGCAGCUCGUCGUUACCACUCCCGAGGCGAGCAUGAUGACGUGUCGAUGAGUAGUCUGCAAGAGUUUGAAUCGCUAGAGCAGGCCAUUUCCCUGGAGAAUCGAAACCGAACCCACCAGGGCUCCACGGACUCCAGCAACGGCAGCUUUACCCGCCGCUAUGUGGUUCGUCACAGUGGCAGUGGAACGGCCCCGGGCGAUGAUGUGUCCGUUUCCAGCUUAAAGGAUUUCGAAGGUCUGGAGAAUGCUUGCAUCGAAGCCCAUCUGAUCGAGACCAAGGCCAGGGAGGAAGCAGCCUUGCUGUCGCGUUCCGAUGAAUCGAACAAAUCGAAUGGCAGCGACAAGGGAGCCGCCGGCGGUAAUGUUGUGGUGACCAAGGUGACCCGCACAGUAACACGUACCGAAGUGGUUCCUUCCAGUCAGGCGGAGAACAUCGAAGCCCUUCUCAAGCAGAAGCUGGAACGGGAGGAAGCAAAGCUGGGAUCCACUUCAGUAAAACUCACAGACAUUAGCAGCACUGAUCUGGAGCCCAAGUCCAAGAGAAGCCAGGACUCUGAGAAGGAUAGUAUAGACAGCAUGGAGAUCAGUAAAAGCCACGACAUGAUGACCAGCAGCAUAGAGAGCUUUGACAUCUCUAAGGAUGCCACAACGCGAUCUGACAUUGAUUCUCUGGAGAUUGACAAGCGCCAUUCGCGGCAGGAGAGCAUAGAAUCCUUCGGGGAUGAGCAACUGGACCUAAUGACCAAGUUCGUCAGCGGCGGAGGAGGAGUGACCUUGGGUGAUGGUCUGACCACCACCACGACAACAACGACCACCAGCACAGAUGCCGAUGGGCAUGAGCAUACAGUAACGCGGGUGAUAACCACCACGACAUCAGUGGGCGGUGGAAUUCAAGAGCUGCCGCUGGAUGAGAGCGGAAUGUCUAAGGAUGUAUCGGUGGACUCGCUGAAUCUGUGCGUGGAGCAAACAACAAGUUCGGCUGGAACCACGGCCACGUAUCAGACCAGCGCCGGCAACUCACAGAUGUCCGGAAGCGUGACCAGCUGUGCAUCGAGCACGCUCAUGGAGGAUUCGUUCCCUGGUGUGGGUGGCAUGUCGUCGUCACAAAUGUCGGCCAGUUUCUGGUCGCAUGAUGAGUCCACGGUGGUCGAGGAUGAGGGCCACGACACAGCCGCCAAGAAGCAGCAGCAGGGCCAUUAGACGCCGGAUGCAAGUGAGGGAGAAGAUAUGGGAGAGUCCCGCGAAAUCCUAUAUAAAAAUGGGGCAAUGAACGGUGGCAUAGAAAAUUCGGCUAGACAAGGCGCUCUUCUAGACGCAUCAUCACUGGCCUUUAAGACGGAAUCUCUAGAUGGGAAACGCAAUUUCACCGGCUCUAAACAUCACCGAUUUCAAAUCGAACAGCGAAAGGGAUUAAUUAAUUAGCAAAUUUGACAUUUUCCAUCACAACACACAUUUUUAACGAUACUGAAGUGCAUAAACAAGAUACACGAGUUUUUAAAGGGAAAUAUAUAUAUUUUAUAUAUUUAUAAAAACUAUAAAACGGCAAACAUGAAUACGAAUAUGAAUAUAUGGCAAGCUUAGCCGUUCAACGCAUUUUCUUAUUGGCUUUAAUGUUUGAAAAUUACGUAAAAUGAUGAAAGAAACAAAAACAAUAUACGUUUUGUGCUAGAGCGUUGUAAUGGAAUACACCUUUGCUUUUAAUUUGAUGUAGUUAUUAUAUAUGUACAUGUACGAAGGAAACUUAUUAUUAAAUAAAUCGCUUAUUAUUGUAGUUUAAUUUAAGCAAUUAUACAAGUGCAUGUGGACAAGGGGACGUAAUGAAAUAGAAGAAGCCUGGAAAGUGAAAUGCUUUUAAAGUCUCAUUUUUUUACAAGAACCAAGCAAAUUUUAUACGCUUGCAUAUUUUAACAGUGAAAUAUACAUAAAUAUACAAUCUGAAGAGUAAUGCAUAGAUCAAAUUUAAAAACAUAUACAGACAAGAUAUUAAAUUUACUCACAUAGAACAACCAGCCAUCAAGUGUAUCGCUAAUUUUCGUAAUGCACAUCUUGCGUGAACGAGUGUUCGUCAGAAACCUUCUUCUUGAAAGGAUUUAAGCGUUUAGCAUCACCUCUGUAAUGGGAUAUGAAUAAAAUAAUAUUUGUGUUAAAAACAUACAAGAAAUAAAUAAUAACAUUAUUGUAUUGUAAACCACACGCGUAUAAUAACCAAAUAAAAUGCUUAAU